Molecule: messenger RNA, 783 nt
Organism: Chaetomium strumarium
Lineage: Eukaryota; Fungi; Ascomycota; Sordariomycetes; Sordariales; Chaetomiaceae
Product: mediator complex, subunit Med11
Exons: 2
Coding region: 1-783 (260 amino acids)
Biological process (GO): regulation of transcription by RNA polymerase II
Cellular component (GO): mediator complex
Molecular function (GO): transcription coregulator activity
Source: RefSeq, a predicted model, not a curated record
AUGAAUAACCCACCACAACCUCCGUCACUCAGCGGCGGGCCAGCAGUCGACAUCCACCAACCCUUCACUCCGGCAGAGCGCAUCCAGCAGCUAGCCGAGAUAGACAACGACAUAGCUUCCCUACUCACCCACCUCUCCAGCGCAAUGCGCGCGCUAGCCACACCCCCGGGCAGCUCAGUCUCGUUAUUGCAACCCAACGGCAACGGCACGCAGGCCGAUGGCGACACGCCCAGCGACGUACCCAUCCUCGAAUCAGAACACCAACAACAACAAGAACGCGAAAGAGAAGCCGACCCAGUAUCGGCCUUCCGAACAGCACAGGCCUCCUUCUUCAACGCCAUCGACCGCAUUGACAAGCACCUGACCCGCCAGAUCCUGGCGCUCGAGGAGGCCGGGAUCAUCACGCUGCGGAACAACAACAACAGUGCAGAACAACAACAGCAGCAGCAGCAGCAGCCGCAACAGGGCGAUUUUGGGCCCGGCGGCGGCGGCGGCGGCUCGUUUGGCGGCUCCGGACACCACCAAGGGCACCAGCAGCAGCUGCCGCCGCAUCAGGGAGGAGGAGGAGGAGGAGGGGACGCAAAGGCCAGAGCUGCUGCUCCGCCGCGGCUGGAGCCGGACGGGAUGGGCCGGUAUGGCGGGCUGGAUGUCGGGCAGCUGAAUAUGGCCAGCAGUACGGUGGAGAGGGACAUGGAGGGGGAGUUGUGGCGGAAGGCGAGAGAGGAGCUUGGGAAUGUUGUGGGCGUCAGGGUCAAGCAGGAGGGGGAUGUCAUGGAGGAAUAA